UGCUGCUGCCGCCGCGGGGGACAGGCGGAACAAAGCUCGGUCUCAAUUGUGUCUCCGGCUUGUCAGCCUCCUGCCUCCCAAACGCGUUCCAUUUCCACUUGAUGUCUCCACGCCGAAGGAGGGGAAAAGGAAUCGGUGACAGAUUCAGGUCUGAGCGCGUGCCAGUCCACUAGAUGCCCGUGAGCUGCCAGGCCCCCUCCCGGCACUGGAAGGGCGCAAAGGAAGGGAGGCCCCUGCCCUCGAUCCCAGCCUUGACCUUGCAGCUCCCGGUCCACGAUGGAGACGCUGUCGCAGGACUCCCUGCUGGAGUGCCAGAUCUGCUUCAAUUACUAUAGCCCGCGGCGCAGGCCCAAGAUGCUGGACUGCAAGCACACCUGCUGCUCCGUGUGCCUCCAGCAGAUGAGGACGAGCCAGAGGGAUGUGCGCUGCCCCUGGUGCCGUGGCAUCACCAAGCUGCCCCCUGGCUUCUCCGUGUCGCAGCUUCCUGAUGACCCCGAGGUCCUCGCUGUCAUCGCCAUCCCGCACGCCUCGGAGCACACGCCGGUCUUCAUCAAACUCCCCAGCAAUGGGUGCUACAUGCUGCCCCUGCCCAUCUCCAAGGAGCGCACGCUGCUGCCCGGAGACAUGGGUUGCCGGCUGCUGCCCGGGAGCCAGCAGAAGUCGGUGGCCGUGGUGACCAUCCCAGCCGAGCAGCAGCCUCUGCAGGGCGGGGCGCCGCUGGAGGCCAUGGAGGAGGAGCGAGACCGGCGUGGCGUGGCAAAGAGCUCCACCUGGUCCGGGGUGUGCACUGUGAUCUUGGUGGCCUGCGUCUUGGUUUUCCUCCUGGGCAUCGUGCUCCACAACAUGUCCUGCAUCUCUAAGCGCUUCACUGUCAUCUCCUGCGGCUGAGCGGGCUGCCCGGGCCAAGUCUCUUGUGGGUGCCAACUUAGGGGGUGAGCAGGUGUUGGUGACGGGAUCCCAGAGAGAAGAGGGGGGGCAACACUGACCAUGGGGUGCCGAGCCCUGGCCUCGGGUGGCCAUUGACUAACCCGAACAGACAGCCGCGAAGGGCGGAGUGGGAGGCUUCGGCCAGAUUCCAGCCCCCGUUGUUCCCGGUUGGACGGUCAAUGGCUUUGAAGAUGAUUGCAUGCAUCCUCAUAAUCAUUUCUGAACAGGACUGUAAUUUAUGAUUUUUCAGAAUCAUGUUCCCAGAUAGAUGUCUUAAAGCAACAUAGACGUCAGACUGUGCCAAGCGUGUCCGAGGUGGCCCUCUGUCCACGCGGUAGACUGCACCAGAGCUGCUCCGUAGGCCGGUAGAAUUGACCCUCAGAACCUGUGUAGAAAUCCCAUGGAAAUACACCACUCUGAGUCCUUGUCUUUUUCUUAUUUUCUAUGCCACCCCAUCUUCCUUUAGCAGCGAAGCCUUUUUCUUCUUCUUUAUUAAAAUAAUAAUAAUAAUAAUACACGUUGCAUCACACCGUGGGCCAUUGUCGUUGCUCUCGGAGAGAAUAUUUGAACCAGUGUGCCGGACAUGUUGUGUUUUGUUGGCACGUCCCUUCUUUUUUCCUUCACUUACAAUCAGAGCUCGCGACGUGUGCAUUAAACGGACCGCCCAUCGGGGGCGAUAAACUGAGUCCUAAGGAGAUGGGCCUGAUUCUACAGGAAACCCGGAUGUCAGUCUUUCUCAAGCCAUCUCCCGAUAUCCGAAUUUGAAAUGUAAAUAAUCGUGCAUUUGUGUGUGUGUGUUUGUGCGUGCGUGUGUAGUUUGGUUCACCUCAGAGUUUUCCGUCUCGAGGAAGCCUGGGAGGAAGUUGUGUCUGAAGCAGUGGCCACCCCAGACCUGGAUGCCACCCCCUGAUGGGGAGGUGCCAAGUACCUGCCUCCUUGCACACGAGCCCUCUGCCGGGUCCUGUGUAGAGAAAGAGUCUGUCUUUGCUCACAGUUUGGAAGGACUGUGACUCAGUGGCACACCAGGCAUGCAUCUAAACAGACGGGCCUGACUUAUUUUUUGAAAAGAUGUACCAUGGGAAUGAAACAAACCACUUAGUAGGAUUCGGGUGUCUACUGUUGGUGUAUGUGAGCAAACCUCUUGUAUUUAAAACCCUGUUUGUGUUGAAGAAAAUCAUAAAGUAAACUAACCACAGAUAUUCCUAUUUCGAAUGGACCUGUCCACGGUAAGUCCUUGCCUAGCCGUCUGUAGAUACCCCCGUGUCCCUCUCCUGUUACGUGCUGUAUUCGUGUCUUCGAGCCUGCGUGCAUUUAAAAGCAGCUAGGAGCUUUGCAAGGUCGGCUCAGAUUUCUUUGAUGGAAACCAUGAAGCAAGUGGCAUGCAACAAGGAUGCUGUUCAUAAAAAGGUCUCUGUUCCGGGGAGAACUUGGACACAGGGCGGCGAGGGGUGAGGGUGGAGGGUAAACAGUAGGCAGUUCCAAGAAUCGAGGCCAGAAAACACCCUGGAAGAUGGAGAGGAAGAAUGUCAUGUACUGAUAAUGCUAAUGAUCAUCUUCAGGCAGCGCAGAAUAGGCCCCUGAACGUAAUGUGGUUCGCACCAGAUAAAAAGAACAACAUCAACAAUUGAACGCACAACUCUCAUGAAGUUAAUGGGCCUGGGGACUGGAUAGGAAACACAAUGUCUCAGACCUUCCCUGCGUGUCCUUUAAGACCUUUAGGAAAUGUAUGUGAAGCUCAAACUAGAAAUUAGGUUGAAAUGCCGUUUAAUCGUGUAAGCUACUGGGCGUUAUUCGACAAAUAAUCUAGGAUUUAUCUGGUGUUAAUAACGUAGGUGUCGUAUUAGCUGACUAAUAUCCUCUAUUACAUAAGCACUGUUGGGUUAGUGUCACGGUCUCCCAGGCUGCUGUCAUGCAUGUCUCACCUGAGUUCUAUUCCUCCUGGUUGGAAGGGGGGCGCCCCCCAAAUCCACAGAAGUACUGCUUUGAGAAUGCUCCACUUCGAAUGGACUCUACCUUUGCAAUGUCAAGCCAUGCCAAUGUCCGUUGACUUUCUGAGUGAUAUCUACAUGCAUUUAUGUACAGUAUGGAGUGACUGGACUCUAGGACAGGGUGUGAUCAAAUUCUGCUUGUUAAGUCAGUUCUGCCUAGAAGGGUAGCCUCCCUCCCCACCCCUGUGCCUUGUGCAAGGCCCUGGAGUAUAACAGCUGUGUGACUUUUACUUUAAAAAGAACCCCAUGUUGGAUCUGCAAUUUCACAGUGCAAAGUUAAUUGGCUCCGUGAUAAGAUUCUUGACCUUACAACCUAAUCACUCAAAUUGGAUUCUUUUUCUUUUGAGUGUUGUUGAUGUAAGACACAUUGUUGACACGGAGUCUGCCUAAAGUUACGUGAGCAUCUGCUUAUUAGGGUGUGUGUGUGUGCAUUUGUGUGUGUAAGGAUUAACUUGCCAGAUUCUUCUAGGCUAAAUGACUUGAUUUGGUGCCCCAUUACUCUGGCCUUUUCUGGCAUCUCCCCAGCACUAGAAGCCCAUCUACCCCGUGUGGCACUAGUCUGGGGACAUAACUUACCAGAACUCACCAUUGCACAUCAAUUAAGAACCACAAUGCAAUGCUCUGAAAGCACAGAAAGAGCUGACUGUACCCUCUGGGGGCUCCACUGUGGGGAUGAGCUAACUCCUCGAGGCUCACCAAGGUGCACUGCAGCUUGCUAUUCUGCUGCACAUGGGGGUUGAGAAGAUCCCAUAGCUGUCUCAGUUUCUCCUCCCUUCUCCAGCCUGUCCACAUGGCCAGGAUCAUUUUUUCAGGAUUGAUGACCAUCCUUUCCUACCACGACUAUUGCUGCCAGGGGGGUUUGCUUUGGGUAGAUGGAUAGAUCUGUUUUCGUUAGUGUCUACCUCUGGGAAGCACAAGGAGGACUAAGUUCAGGAUGGGAAUAGACAUUUAAAGAAAACUGUCAAACCGUGUGAUUUAAAUUUGUAAGGUUGCAGAACAUUGAAUUUUCUCCCCUUAAUAUGGAAAGGAUGAUGAAUAUUGUGUAAAUAGUAAACUAUAAGAAGCAUGAAUUUUCAUCUUUCUUAAUGAUCUUGACAUUAGCGUGUGAAUGCUUAAUAUGUCAGGUAGAGCCAAGUACUCUCUCUAAAAGCAUAGUCUUUGGAAGUUUGUUUUUUUUUUUUGGUAUAAUGACCUGGGCCAUACAUUGUGAUGAAAAUGCAAAUGGAUUCUCAGUUUCUCAGUUCUGGCCCUAGUUUAGGAUCAGAAAGCUGCUAUAAGGUAUGUCCUUUACAAAUAUAAUUACAUUUGAUCUUGUGCAUGACGUAGAGUGGGCCCCUCGAAGGUUAAAUCUGAAUGGAUGCUAUUCAGGAGAACUCUGGGAGAUGAUGGAAAUAUUGUGUCAUCUGGGCUGUCCCAUGGAGUAGCCACUAGCCACAUUGGCUAUUGAGCAACUGACACAGAGUGAGUGCCACCGAGGAACCACAAUGCCUGCAUGUGGCUUAUGGCUGCCGUAUUGGACUCUGAAGUUCUAGAUGGUGGUUCAUCAGCAUGUGGCCGGAAGGUGUUAAUGGAGUAACAAUGUGAGGCAAAGCCGGGGGUUGGAAUCUAGUAACAUGCUGAGUGGGAAAAGAACAUUGCUUUCUGAGCUUACGUGUGUAUGAGCUCAAAUAUGAUAGAGUACAAAUUUAUUUAUUGUCCUUUGGAUUAUUAGUUGGAAACGUUGUGCCAAGAGGUAAUCUGUGAAAAGCUUAAAGAGUGCUUUAUUAAGCCCCCUUUCCGGGAUCAUUAGUUGCAUGUGAAUCUAUUGUUCCAAAAAUCAUAGUUAGACAGUAGCUGUAAAACGUUUGACUUGCAAACUCUGCAUGAUCUGUACAGUGAAAUUGUGUUUAGGGUCUUGUGGCCACAAAAUAAAUGUUACAGAAACAAGAAAACCCCAAACUAAAAAAAAUAAUAAAGUCUAAUGAAACCCUUCUUACUUCCCGUUCAUCUUCCCCAGACUUCACCACUGCAUUCGUCAGACGUGAACUAGACGAGCAAGCAUGUUUUGUGGUGUUCAUAGAUAGAUUUUGUAUUUUUGUUUGCCCUUGAAGUCUGCCAGCUUGUUAUUGCAUUUGGUGCGGGCAUAUGUGGGCAUCGUUUUUCAGAUGCCAGACUCAAAAGGAAGUACUAUUUUUAGAGUGAGAUUUGACAUUCUCGCCUUUUUAUUUAGUGAACCCUGAGAGAAUGGAAGCCUUGCACAAAGGCACUCUUUUUUCAAACAGUCAUUGCCGAUGGAAUUGAAUGAGCUGAGGGCUAUGAAAAUUAAUAGAAUUUAUUUUUCAGCCCGCCUGGGCUUUGCUUUCAUAUGCAUAUCAGAUUCUUCCUGAAACUCUAGUAUGUAUUCCAGUUCUAGACUUUGGUUUGAAAGGAGGAGUUCCUAUACUUUUAUUAGAAAAUCUACGUUGUAUAAAAGUUGAUCACUCUACUGUUGACUUUUUUUCCCAGCUGUAAUGUAGACCAAGUACAUUUGCUUCAAUGUAGUGGACAUGGGUUGAUUUUUUCUUCUUCUAGAACUUAGCAAUGGGUAAGACUGCUUGUCUUCACUUGCUCGAUUUUUGUUUUUAAUUUUUGCAAAACAAAGGGUCGUUGUUCUUUAGGUAUAAGAAGCUAGGCUGCCCAAGGCUAUACUGUUUCGGAUACCCAAAGGUAAGAGAGGAGCGAUAGGCAAACUAUUUGCAUUUCUGUCUUCUCUUAGAAACAUGACACUACCAACCAGACAGCACUUGGUUUCCAUGCAUGAAGUGUUGGCAGUCAGCUGAUUUGUCAUCAUUGACCCAGAUGGGGAAGCUAACUCUUCCUGGAUAUUUUCAUCUUUCUCAGAAAAACAUCACCCCCAAGAUAAUCUUUACCAAAAGAGGACCUACAGAAGAGAAUGAGGUAUUUAAGAUGAUUUGGCAACUGUUUUGAAAGUGGUAGUGUAUUUCAAACAUGAUGAUCUAUCUACCUGUUACUAAAUUUUGUUCAACCUGAGACACAUUAAAAAAAAAGUGGAAAGUCAAGCCGUUGACUUUUAUGACAUGAUGAACUCCUAUAUCUGUACAUGAUUUAGCUGUGCGUGUUCAAAAUCAAGUUAUGUUAUUCAUGUUUCUGGGUUAUACAAUGUUAUUAUUCAUGUUUCUGGGUUAUACAAUGUUAGCUGUUAGGUGUUAAAUUUCUUUAACACACCAACUACUGUAGGAAGUAUCCAAACGCUCAAGAGAUCUCAGUAGGUAUAAAGGUUGGGUUCUACCUUCUACGUUUUCUUGGGAAGCCUUUGGUCACUGGAGGACAUAAGUAAGUGAGUGGGGGGCAUUUCAUUUCUGUCUUCCAAAUGACUUACUUUUGACUCUGCUAAAGUGGUCAGGGAUAGGGCGCCAUGAUUUCUGAAGGGUGACUGGUGUUUUUGCCCAGGUCUCCUUGUUCAGUUGGGUUAAGUAUUUGUUUUCAGGAUGCACUGCCAGGGGGGGGUCCCAUUCUGUAUAUCUCCUUUAGAGUGGUGCUUGGAAACACUCAUCUUGAUAGCUGGACUUUACUAUCCUAAUCUAAGGGUUGUUUUUUUUUAAUAUACUACUCAUACUAUGAUGCUUUUAGUACAAUCAGUAUUAUUUGAGGUAUAGUCCUGAGGGCCUCCCCGAAGUUUGCACCAGCAUGUAUUUUUGUAUUUGAAGAACUGUACUCUUGUAGCAGCUCCUGAUCUUCUAGAACAUGGUUCUACAUUCAUCACUAUGGAAUUUAAGGCUAAUAGCCUAUGUGAAUGUCUCUUGUGAGGGAGCGAGUUAUUGGGUUAUCCUAAGGAGGAGUUUCCCAAAGUUUCAACCAGUUUUUAGUUUUACCUGUGUUCUGUAAGAUUCCAGAAAUGGGGGUAUUGGUGGUAAACGAACUUGAACUGGAAGAAGCAGAAAAAGAUGAGUCCAAUGUCCUUUAAAAGGGAACAAAUUGGUCUCUUUGUGGUUUCUGUUUAAAUCAGAGCUGCAAAACCUAGAUGGUCCAGAAUUUGCAAACUGUGGGUGCCUGGAACAAUAACUAGAAUCGGGGAAAUUAUAGGUUAACACCUUGCUAGACACUUCGCAUCUCCUUCUUAAGAAACAAAACCAGUGUGUGCAGGACAUAUCAACCCAAUGUCUUGCCAGGCAGUUUUGAAACAACGGCAUCCUGCUCUAAGAUGGAGGCCAGCCCUGCCACUUUGCUCUCCACAGUCCAGGCAAAUAAUCCAAUCUCCCACAUUAGGCUGCUGGCAGGGCAUACUAUGUCUCUUCUGGGUCUCCCAUUCCAGGGAUUGGGCCCGUAACUUUUCCCAUUCAGUUAUUGAUAGAGGCACCCACAUUUUGCACAUGCCAGGCCACCCUGGCUUCACUUCAUUGACCAAACUGAGCCAGUUUGAACUGUUCAAAGCCUUGAUCUAAAGAACAGGGGAUGCUGUGCUGUAGAAAAUUCUUGGUAGCAUUUUCCUGGCUGAGGAACAAACCAACUACCGAGUAGAUCCUCUGGGGGAAAGACGGAAACAUGGACUUGGGUCUGUUGAGUAGACGGGAAGAUGGAGCCAGACCGAAGGGAAGGUCAUCUAGCAGUGGGAUUACGGUCACCACCUCGCAUGUCUCUAAGCCAAAGGUCACUCGUGGCAGAAACGAGCAGAAGAAAGAAGCACAGGAAAACCAGAAAAACCGUUUAGCCAAGCACAAUCUGCUACCCUAAUACCGAUCCCUGGAUUCCUGAGUUCAGGAUGUUUAUCAUGGAGGCAUGAGAAGGGGUGGUGGGGGUGUUCUCAGCUGAUGAGAGGGGUCCAAGGAGGGCCCCCUUGACCCUCUCAUCCUUUCCAGUAAGACUUGCUUAGGUUGUCAGCACCGUAGACAAUUCCAGAGCCCACUUGAGAGUCGAUGGGCAAGAUCAGGACAGACCAGCUCUCUGGCAGCCUCCUAACCAUGGACUGAGAUGCCUGCCCCGGGGGCUUGAUCCUGACAGGAGGAGAUUAAACCUGUCGGGAAAAUGCUGAAGGCUUCUUGGGUUUUCUUCUGGUCAUUGUCUUUCACUCAUGUGUGUGUGUGUGUGUGUAAAUUCUACCACUUGUGUGCGUUUGCGUCAUUGGAUAGUUGCGGGUGCACGUUGGUUUCAACUUGAGGAGGUGAUGAAACCUUAGCAUAGCCAGGCAGCUUCCCUACCAGAGGUCCUCGCAGCCUUGGUAACACAUGCCCCAGUCCAAUGGCUAGGUUGAGGCUGCUCAGAGUUCUGUUAGUGUGAGACCUUGACAUGUUUCAUUUACAAUUAUGUGGUUUAUUUCUUGGAGGAGCCUUUCUUUUAAAGGGCCAAGUGGCCCUGCAGAGGAAUGAGCUGCUGGGCUGUGUAGAAAAUAUUGUCCAAACGUUGCCAAAUAUUGACUUCGUAAAGGGGCUAUCAAGCUGCUGUUUAUAAAUUUGAAUGUCUUAAAAGCAUUCUUGCUUGCUCUCUCUGUGAUAGAUGGUGUCUUAGUGAGUCCUGCGUUUUUCCAAUGAGCCCAAUUUUAAUAUAUGGUAUUUUUGUAUGCCAAACUGGUGUCUUGUCCUUUGUAUAUGUGGUAAUGUUGAUUUUAUGACAACUGUUAAAACACAUUUGCUAUGAUUAAAAUUCAUAAAAUGAUUUCAAAUAGA
Molecule: messenger RNA, 8554 nt
Organism: Echinops telfairi (small Madagascar hedgehog)
Lineage: Eukaryota; Metazoa; Chordata; Mammalia; Afrosoricida; Tenrecidae
Gene: RNF152
Product: ring finger protein 152
Exons: 3
Coding region: 277-888 (203 amino acids)
Biological process (GO): cellular response to amino acid starvation; protein polyubiquitination; positive regulation of autophagy
Cellular component (GO): lysosomal membrane; lysosome
Molecular function (GO): ubiquitin protein ligase activity
Source: RefSeq, a predicted model, not a curated record